CAUGGCCUGGGUCAGUAAUUUCUCUUGGUUAAACCACCUUGCUCUACAUGAAGAACGUCUCAGGGGGUACUUAAACAGCACUGAGGAUUAUUUAACCUUCCUGUGUGGGCCCAGGAGGAGCCACCUAUUCCUGCCCAUGGCUUUGGUGUACUCCGUGAUCUUCAUUGUCGGGGUGGUGGGGAACUUCUUGGUUUGCCUCGUAAUCCUCAAGCACCGGAACAUGAAGACCCCGACCAACUAUUACCUGUUCAGCCUGGCAGUCUCGGACCUGCUCGUGCUGCUCUUUGGGAUGCCCCUGGAAGUCUACGAGAUGUGGAGCAAUUACCCCUUCCUGUUGGGGCGCGUGGGCUGCUACCUGAAGACGGCGCUCUUCGAGACCGUGUGCUUUGCCUCCAUCCUCAGCGUGACCACGCUCAGCGUGGAGAGGUACAUCGCCAUCCUGCACCCCUUCCGCGCCAAGCUGGAGAGCACCCGCCGGCGCGCCCUCAGGACCAUCGUGGCUCUCUGGGUGCUCUCCGUGCUCUUCGCCCUCCCCAACACGGGCACCCACGGCAUCGUGCUGCAGCACUUCCCCAAUGGCACCCUGGUCCCCGGCUCUGCCACCUGCACUGUGGUCAUGCCCCUCUGGAUCUACAACUGUAUUGUCCAGAUCACCUCUUUCCUCUUCUAUGUGCUGCCCAUGGGGGUGAUAAGUGUGCUGUACUAUCUGAUGGGGCUAAGAUUGAAAGGAGAUGAAUCUCUGGAAGUGGAGGAAAUGGCUGUGAAUGUUCAGAGACCAUCCAGGAAAUCAGUCACCAAGAUGCUGUUUGUCCUUGUGAUAGUUUUUGCCAUUUGCUGGGCUCCAUUCCAUAUAGACCGGCUUUUCUUCAGCUUUGUUGUGGAAUGGACUGAGCCUUUGGCCAAUACGUUCAACUUAAUUCAUGUGGUGUCAGGUGUUUUCUUCUACUUGAGCUCUGCCACAAACCCCAUAAUUUACAACCUGUUGUCCCAGCGCUUCAGGAUGGCUUUUCUCAGUGUGAUUUCUCCUUGCUGCAAGCACUGUGCCCCUAAACAUCCCACUCGCAAGAUUUCAUCCCAGAAGAGCAUGUUUGUGAUUGAGAAUCACAAUCUCAUGGACUCUGCUGAAAACACAAGUCUCCCUGGCACACACAGGACAUCUGUCAGCAGCUCUCAGCUCUCCACUGGCCUGUGACUUUCCAUGUUGUGAACCAGGCGAGAGAGAAGGUUAAGAAAAUUACUUUGAGAAACUAAACUAGAAGAGACCUUCCUAAAAGACUGAUUUCAGCGAGCUCAGGAGGUGUCCCAUUGAAUGGAUGAUGGCAAGACUGUAUUUAGGAUGUGUUAGGGAAGCCCUGUAUUACCCCCAAGCUGAUGCGAGGGCUGGAAAUCUGAGUUUGUUCACUGCAGGCUGUGCCAGCAAAGAGCUGCUUUAAAAGGUGAGAAACUCCCAGUGUUGCCAGCAUGGGGGAGAGAAUCAGCUUAGCAAAGUCUUAGCAAAUGGCUUUUUGUGCAGCAACCUAACCAUCAGUUUUUACUUAUUUUGAAAUGGGACAACUUUCUGCAUAAUCCUUGUCUACCCACAUCUAGGUUUGGGUAAGCCAGUCCCACUUCCCUCUGCCAUGACCUUCUUGAGGGUAUGGCUGUUGCAAACCUCCCCUGUUAAACAUUAGCAAACAGGAAUGAG
Messenger RNA from Corvus hawaiiensis (hawaiian crow), 1684 nucleotides. RefSeq names its product neuromedin U receptor 2 (gene NMUR2). Gene Ontology annotation, molecular function: neuromedin U receptor activity. Gene Ontology annotation, cellular component: plasma membrane. NCBI's taxonomy places the organism in Eukaryota, Metazoa, Chordata, Aves, Passeriformes, Corvidae. The transcript is spliced from 4 exons. Gene Ontology annotation, biological process: G protein-coupled receptor signaling pathway. Bases 2 to 1192 code for a protein of 396 amino acids. The record is from RefSeq and is a predicted model, not a curated record.